Molecule: messenger RNA, 1921 nt
Organism: Malania oleifera
Lineage: Eukaryota; Viridiplantae; Streptophyta; Magnoliopsida; Santalales; Ximeniaceae
Product: aluminum-activated malate transporter 12-like
Exons: 6
Coding region: 45-1664 (539 amino acids)
Biological process (GO): malate transport
Cellular component (GO): plant-type vacuole membrane
Source: RefSeq, a predicted model, not a curated record
UCCUUGACACCAACUCCCACAGUUCCAUAUCUCCAUUUAAAGGAAUGUUUCCCAAUGGAGUUGCCGUGCGCGUGGAGAUGGCGAUGGCAGGGGAGGCUGGUGUUCCGGGUGGCAAAAGCAGUAUGGAGGUGUGGAAGAAGCGCAUCCAUGUUUUCAGAGAGAAACUUAGAAGAUUUCCAUGUUCGGUAUGGCAGACUGUGUGGAAGGUCGGCCGGGAUGACCCGCGAAGGGCGAUCCACGCCUUGAAAGUUGGAUUGUCUUUGGCGCUGGUUUCCUUAUUAUAUCUGUUGGAACCAUUGUUCAGAGGAAUUGGACAGAAUGCUAUGUGGGCUGUCAUGACUGUGGUGGUUGUGCUUGAGUUCACUGCUGGAGCAACCUUGUGCAAAGGACUGAAUAGGGGACUUGGCACUCUGUUAGCAGGGUCAUUGGCAUUUUUUAUUGAGUACAUAGCCACGGCGUCAGGUCAUGUGCUUCGAGCUGUUUUCAUUGGAAUUGCAGUUUUUCUGAUUGGAGCUAUAGCAACAUACAUCCGGUUCAUCCCCUACAUAAAGAAGAAUUAUGACUAUGGUGUUGUAAUAUUUCUGCUGACCUUCAAUUUGAUAACAGUCUCGAGCUAUCGCAUUGGCAAUGUAAUGAACAUUGCACAUGAGCGUUUCUACACUAUCGCCAUUGGCUGUGGCGUCUGCCUUGUCAUGAGUCUACUGAUAUUCCCAAAUUGGUCCGGGGAAGACAUGCACAAUUCAACUGUGUUCAAGCUUGAGGGGCUAGCAAAAUCAAUAGAAGCAUGUGUCAAUAAAUAUUUUAGCGAUGCUGAAUCAGAAGUAAGGGAGGACAAAUCAUCAGAGGAUCCCAUUUACAAAGGUUAUAAGGCAGUUUUGGAUUCCAAAUCCAUUGAUGAAACCCUUGCAUUACAUGCAAGUUGGGAACCAAGGCACUCAAGACACUGUCACAGGUUUCCAUGGCAGCAGUAUGUGAAAUUGGGAGCUGCUCUUCGCCAUUUUGGCUACACAGUCGUAGCUAUUCAUGGAUGUUUGCAAACUGAAAUCCAGACCCCUCGAUCGGUUAGAGCUCUCUUCAAAGAUCCAUGCAUUCGUGUUGCGGGAGAAGUAUCAAAAGCACUAAUGGAACUCGCGGAUAGCAUAAGAAAACGCCGCCAUUGCUCUCCAGAGCUACUGUCUGAUCAUCUCCAUGAAGCCUUACAAGACCUCAACACUGCCAUAAAAUCACAACCGAGACUCUUCCUUGGCUCCAAUAGCAAUCAAGCAACCAACAUUCUUGCACUAGCUGCUGCAACAGCAAGCCAAAAGCAGGCAAAGGACUCUUCUGGAGUCUCUUUAGCAACAGUGAAAACCGACAGUUCUGCACUGCUUGAGUGGAAAUCCAAGAAGGCAUCUGAGAAUGAACGAAAAGUCUUAAGGCCGCAAUUGAGUAAGAUUGCGAUCACAAGCCUAGAAUUCUCAGAAGCACUUCCUUUCGCUGCCUUUGCUUCUUUACUGGUAGAGACUGUGGCCAGGCUUGAUCAUGUCAUUGAGGAAGUGGAAGAACUAGGGAGGAUAGCAACCUUCAAAGAGUUUGUCCCGGGCGAUGAGGUCAUUGGGAACUGUGAGCAAAGUCGAAAGGAGAAUGCCAGCAACCUACAUUUGCCUUCACAUGGAUUGGAGUGACAUGAAAUCAUAUCUUCUGUUUUAAAAGUUAUUCAUCAUUUGGAAAUGUAUAGCAAAGGUUUAUUUAAUUAUAUGCCUGGCUUUUAAUAUUGAUAAGUAGAUAGAUAUUCUGAUGGGAUGUGGGUUGGGAUGAUAUGAACACAAGGCAGAGCGGCUUUGUAUAAGAAAUCAGGACCCAUUGUUCUUUUAUUUUCGAAAAUGGUUCCUGCAAAUCAUGUUCAAAAUUGAAACUGAAAAAAGGAAAGAGUUUCUGAAAA